AUGAAGAUCUUAUAUUUCUUCAUAUUAGCAACUAGUCUUUUGGUUGUCCUGUCAGGUUCUUUGACAGAAACCUUGAGUGCUGAACCUAACUCUCAGACUAGAAUUAUCGGAGGACAGCCAGCAGUUGACACUCAAUUUCCCUAUCAAGUUCGCCUGACUGUAUAUGGAUUCCUUGUGAGUAGUUUCCUGCUCAUUGGCUGGUGCGGCGGAGCCAUCAUCAACGAAGAGUGGACUCUAACAGCUGCGCAUUGUAUAACCAGAGAUCCAAAUCCCUUGCCUUACGUUGUCGUUUACGUUUACGUAGAAGCUGGUUCUGUGAUAGCAAAUCAAGCUCGUCAGAAAACUUCUGUGCCAAUACAGAAUAUUUUCGUUCAUCCGGACUACGAUUCAUCCACCAGAGACAGCGAUAUAGCUCUCCUCAAGACGAAACCCUUCGAUCUCGGAACAGCAUACGUCAAAGCUAUCAAGUUACCAAGCUACUCAACAGAUCGAGAUAAAUACGCAGGAUGGACAGCCACAGUUGCGGGAUUUGGAGUGACCGUCAAUUCCAUGACAGCCUCACCAUCGAAUAGGAUGAACUUCAUACAAUUGACAGUGAUAACAAGAGCUGCUUGUGAAGCUGAAUACAGUACUGUCAUAGAGACUAAAGCAAUCUGUGCAGAGGAUUUAACUCCACCCAAGAGUACCAUUUGCAACUACGAUUCCGGCGGAGCUUUAGCCGUCGUCGAAUCAGGAGAAACUACCGUCAUAGGGACUGUUUCUUUCAUUUAUGCCGGAGAAUGCGAUGGCUCAGCCCAAAGUUUUGCAUAUAUUCCAGAACUCGUUAACUGGAUCACUGGAAUCAUGAAUUCCAACUAA
This is a messenger RNA of Phlebotomus argentipes, 858 nucleotides long. Its product is annotated as chymotrypsinogen A-like. The record is from RefSeq and is a predicted model, not a curated record. Gene Ontology annotation, biological process: proteolysis. Lineage: Eukaryota; Metazoa; Arthropoda; Insecta; Diptera; Psychodidae. Gene Ontology annotation, molecular function: serine-type endopeptidase activity. The transcript is spliced from 2 exons. The coding region runs from base 1 to 858 and encodes 285 amino acids.